Molecule: messenger RNA, 1212 nt
Organism: Saccharomyces kudriavzevii IFO 1802
Lineage: Eukaryota; Fungi; Ascomycota; Saccharomycetes; Saccharomycetales; Saccharomycetaceae
Gene: COG5
Product: Golgi transport complex subunit COG5
Exons: 1
Coding region: 1-1212 (403 amino acids)
Biological process (GO): intra-Golgi vesicle-mediated transport
Cellular component (GO): COG complex
Source: RefSeq, a predicted model, not a curated record
AUGGCAGUAAUAUCAAUGACAGACGAUUUAGAAGACUUUGAGUCCUUACUGGAACCUGAUUUUGAUGCUAAACAGUUCGGCAAUGACUUACUGAAAAUUACCAACAAUAAUGACGCAACAAUUCUAGACCUAAACACACCUCUUAAAAAGCUGAAUUAUGACCUCCACGAAGUUGAUUCUAGAAUAGAUCAACUCAUAAACAAUAAACCCCUGGAGAUGAUAGAAUUAGUUUACAGAAAUGAACAUGUCAAUUCCACCAUAGUUGAUGAGUUAAAACCCAGCUUAGAAUAUUUGAACAUGUCAUAUGACAGAUUAAAGACUCAAGUUCUAGAUCCUUACGAGCGUGCUAGAAAAGUCCAGCUCGCUCUGAGUAAGGUUUAUCAAACAUCUUUCCUUUUACGUGGCGCAUUGGUUUACAUCCAUUUGUCGAACAAAUUAAACACGGCAUCCAAAAUAGCUCAAUUGAACAUAUCAACAGCUGUCAAUGUAGCCUCUUUACACUACCAAUUACAAAUAACUCUUGAGGAGAAUGAAAAUUUGAAAUCCUUACGGAAAAUUAAAGAACUAGAGCAGAAGAUCGUUACUCCCAACAAGAGAGAGUUGAUAACAUUCCUGUCGUUACAGAUGUCUAAAGAAUGUUUGAACUCUAUUAAGAUUAAAUCGAACAAAGAAAUAAUAUCCCAAUUAGCUUACUCUCUCUUCUUACUUUCACCUCAAGAGUUUGCGUCUUCAAUAAAUAAAAUUAUACUAUCCAACGUCACAGUAAGUUCGCAAAUUUUAUCCAAAACCAUAAACUCCAUCAGAAUGUUUCCCGAGGCGUUUAAAGAUGUUGUUGAGAAGGGCUAUAACAUCUACACCUUAGAAACAAUAUUGCGAAACAUCAAAACCGAUAAUGUCACCGCUGCCGCAAAAUCUUCUGUCGCAAAUAAAGCACACCUAAGCCAUCUUUUAUCGGAGUACACUUCAACAAGAAAUAUCAAAGCUGGACCUAGCACACCAAGAGACCUGUUCUGGAAUAAGGUUUCGUCCAAUUUUAAAAAGGAUUUUGAAAUAUCUGUUAAUAGAGGUGGUCCUGUAGGUAAGGCACUGUUAAAAAAUGAAGAUUUUAUCAUUGACACUAUAAAGCAGAAUAUGGAAAAAUCUUCUGAUAGUAGCGAUUAUCAAAAGUAUCUGGAUAUGAUGCUAGGCUCAGUUUCUAUCAUUUCAAAAUGA